AUGCGCGUCGGGGAUCUGAAUCAUUUCCAGAUGUAUCACGAAGGGCCUCUGCAGAUGAACGGCAUGGUGAACUCAGUAAACACACCGUGCGUUUUCUUUUCAGAUUAUGGAGCUACAGAUGUGACAAACUACUUCAAUUCUGCAAACUCUGUACCGAGGGCGGAUAAAUGCGUGGCCAUACUGACCCACAGGAGGAAGAGGACCAACUUUACCCAGCAGCAGAUUGAGGUUCUGGAGAAAGUUUACUCGGAUACUAAAUAUCCUGACAUCUACUUGCGAGAGAGGCUGGAGGCUCUGACGGGGCUACCCGAGUCCAGAAUUCAGGUAUGGUUUCAGAACAGAAGAGCCAAGUCUCGUCGCCAGGUUGGCUCAUCAGUGUCCAUGAAGGUCACCAAUCCAUCAGCAGCUGCGCCCUUCAGCCAGCUUCAGAGCAGGAUGGGCCCCGAGAACGUUUAUGACAACAGUCACAGCGCAGAGGCACACAGGAUCGGAGGUUUUGGAUUAGAGGACAGUUUCAGACCCACAAUGCAUCAAAACACUGAGGACCAACACCGUACCAGUCUACCCAGCAAACCCAGCAGCUAUGAUCACACAUCUGUCUCCUGCAUCUACGAGAAGGAAGGGACGAGAGUGAAGCCCGAGCAGAUGCAGCGACACGAGCUGAGUGUCAAUGUCCCGUGCUGCAACGUCCAUCUGUAUCCCAAGGAGAACGGGCGCCACUCCAAGAUGGAAGCCAACGUAACGGGCAACCAGGGUCCAAAAGUUCUGGUGGAGUACGACAACUUCCCACCCAACAAAACCAUCGGGCCGGAGAUGAAAGUCGUGAUCCCCCCCAUCCCGACCCAGAAUAACUUUAGCAGGUCGUCACCGAAGGAUAAUGGAUGCCAAAUCCAAUAUCCACGGGUGAGGGCCACGGGUGACGGGUUCAGUCACUUUUCGCCAAUCCACGGCACCGAGGUACAGGACUUUACUGAUUCAGACUCUGACUGGGAAAAUGAGGCUAUGGCUGGCUUUGGUGGCUUUAUGUGAUCCAUCAUCAGAGCUGAUAUAAAGAAAACUAUGUAUCAUAAGA
Lates calcarifer (barramundi perch) is the source of this 1072-nucleotide messenger RNA. RefSeq names its product Mix paired-like homeobox (gene mixl1). The transcript is spliced from 4 exons. The coding region runs from base 1 to 1029 and encodes 342 amino acids. Lineage: Eukaryota; Metazoa; Chordata; Actinopteri; Centropomidae. Gene Ontology annotation, biological process: hematopoietic progenitor cell differentiation; endoderm development; endoderm formation. The record is from RefSeq and is a predicted model, not a curated record. Gene Ontology annotation, molecular function: RNA polymerase II cis-regulatory region sequence-specific DNA binding; DNA-binding transcription activator activity, RNA polymerase II-specific.